Spea bombifrons (plains spadefoot toad) is the source of this 4356-nucleotide messenger RNA. RefSeq names its product TBC1 domain family member 32 (gene TBC1D32). The transcript has 34 exons. Gene Ontology annotation, biological process: non-motile cilium assembly. Bases 90 to 3977 code for a protein of 1295 amino acids. The record is from RefSeq and is a predicted model, not a curated record. Lineage: Eukaryota; Metazoa; Chordata; Amphibia; Anura; Pelobatidae.
GGCGAGAUCCAGACGUAUACUACGAGUGCCUGCUUAGGAGAAACACAAAAGCCUCAACUAAAGAAUUUCAAGUACUGGAUCUGUUAAGAAUGUCGGCGCUUUCGCCAGAGGAUGAAGCUUCACUGCAGUCUAUGGUCAGACAGUUGUUCCAGAGUGUGAAGGAGAGACUGGCCAAUGCACCCUCAGCUGAAUGCGCUGAAGAGAUAAUGUUGCACCUAGAAGAGACAGAUGAACAUUUUCACAACUACGAGCUUGUGAAAUACCUGAGACAUUAUAUUAAAAGUUCCCUUGGAUCUGUGAUAGAGGAGGAAACUGAAAAAUGCACCUUUGCCCAAAGUCAGGGGGAAGGAUUAGGAUACGACACUCUCGUGCAACGUGUGACAAAAAGGACACGUGAAUCCAAAGAGUACACAGAAAUGAUGCAUUCCCUGAAAAACAGCAUGAUGGCUGUUGUAGAAACCCUUCUUAACAAGUUUGAGGAAGACCAGGCGAAAAAUAGAGAAAUGCAGAAAAAAAAUGUACAUGAUCAGCACAGCGGGCGUUUUACUGAUAACUGCUCCGACAGCGAUUCCUCUUUCAAUCAGAGUUAUACAUUUAUGAAUCAAGAACAAUUGCAACAAAUUGCAGAGCAGCUGGAUCCCGGCCAGCCUGAAGAGGUGCGGAAAGAGGCCAUGCAAACUUUAUGUUCUGCUCCACCCUCCGAUGUCCUCAACUGCGAGUGUUGGAAUAUUCUUCAUAAAAACCUCACACAUUCACUUGCCGAUCCAGACUCCGCAUUCACGGAGAAGAUUUUGCGCUUUUAUGCAAAGACCUUUUCCUCCUCCCCGCUGAGCAUGGCAAGAGAGGUUUAUACAAGUUUAGCAAAACAUUUGGAAUUGUCAUUUUUAUCUAGAGAAAGUCAAAAACUCUUGUCGGCUGGUAUAGACAUCACCAACCCGGACACUAUUCGCAUGUUAAAAAAAAUACGGCUUUUAAACGACUACCAGAAGGAAGCUCCAUCUUUUUGGAUUCGACAUCCAGAAAAAUACAUGGAAGAAAUUGUGGACAGCACAUUGUCCCUCUUAUCAGUAACUCAAGAGUCAAGCUUGCCUACUUCCCAAAUGCUUCAAAGUCCCGUCAUUUUCUUGGCUAUGAUUGACACCAAGGCUGUGUGGUUCAAAAAAUGGAUGCAUGCGCACUACAGCAGAACAGUAGUGCUACGACUUCUUAAAAAGGACUAUACAUCUUUGAUUUCUGCAGCAAUUGAUCAGUGCUUCUUCUACUUUGAAUCAUCGCAGUCAGCAGCUGAUGAGCAAGUAAAGUCAACUCCUCGGCAACAUUGUGGCACUAAACAGAAGACUUUCUAUACCAGACGAGAAUUACAUUAUUUAUACUUUGUUCAUUCAGUUAGUCUUCUAGGAAGAUUACUAAUAUAUAAACAUGGCCGAGAACUGUUCCCCAUAAAAGUGAAAACCAGAAAAGAAAAGGUCUCACUGUCUGACUUGGUGGUACUUUUUACCCAUAUUAUGUUGUACUGCGCCAAUGGUCCCAAGGGAGUCGGAGAGUACACAGGAAGCUACUCUCCAGCAGGUUUGGCUAUGGAGGUUCUCAGGAUGCUCUGUGACCGUAAGGAAUGUGCCAGUGCUUGUUUGUAUACUGGGGCAGUUUUAGAUGCCCUGCUGUCCCCAAUACGAAAGCUUCUUGAUGGUAAAAAGGUUCAUAAAAAUUGCGAUGAAACAACUUUAAUAUACAUUGCGGACAUUUUAGCAAGGAUAGCUUCGAUCGAAGGUGGAUUGUCCCUUCUUCUCUAUGGAAGAAAAUUGGACAGUUCUUCAGAAAGCAUCAUAGGUGCGCAUACUAUUGCUAAGUUUACCAAAAAGCUCCUCCAUGAAGACAUACAUGCGUUAUCCGAAUCCGACAUGCUGCCGGCUCUCAAAGGAUCUUUCAUCUUCGUCUGCCGUCAGAUGUAUCAUACAUGCGAGGGACUGCAGGUCCUGCUCCGUUAUCAGCUUCACGAAUGCAUUGCUGAGGCCUGGAGAAAGACGAUUGUAGUGUCCGAGAGAACCCCAACGCCUGUGGCCGGAGGCGCUUCCCUUGCGUCUGGAUGUCAGGAAGCACAGGGGGCAAUGAUAUGGGAAGAAACUCUACUGGACAACCUGUUAAAUUUUGCUGCUACCCCCAAAGGACUACUACUACUUCAACAAACUGGUGCAAUCAAUGAAUGUGUGACAUACAUGUUUAGCCGAUUUACAAAAAAACUCCAGGUGAGCAGAUGUGAGAAAUUUGGAUAUGGUGUGAUGGUUACACAAGUAGCAGCCACAGCUCCUGGAGCUUUAGCUUUGCAAAGAUCAGGCUUCAUCCAGGCCCUACUCACUGAUUUGUGGGCAGUUUUGGAAUGUGGGAGAGAUGAUGUCAGAGUUAUUCAUCCGAAGCCUACUCCAGUAGACCCCAUAGACAGAAGCUGUCAAAAGCCUUUCUUAUCGUUGGUGAACGUAUUGUCAUCAUACCCAGCCGUGUGUGAACUGUUGGGAGGUCAAGAUUUACCAUCAAAAGAUGAAUAUUCAUUGCGUGAAGUUCCCACAUCUUUUGCUGACAUUUUUGAUAGACUUGUUAUUAUCAAUUCAGUCGCUAAAAUUAAUUCAUUAUUCAACUAUGAACAGUCACACAUUUUUGGAUUAAGGUUACUAAGUGUUCUAUGCUGUAAUCUUGAUACAUUGCUGCUUUUGGAGUCACAGUACAACAUAUGUGAGGUGCUUUUAAAUUCUCAGAAAGAAAAUGUUCUAGAACCCUCUACAGAUUUAGAAAAUGUUAUUAUUGAUAGUCUGUCGGUUGAAAGGAACCAUGUACUGGUUCGAAUUAAUGUCAUUGGAGGACCACGUGAACGCAUUUUACCUCCCAGAUCUUUGAUUCAGAGUAAUGAUCCAUAUCCUUGGCCAAUGUGUUCAUCCUAUCCUGUGCCAAAAUGUUAUGUUCCAGAAAUUCCAGCGAAUGACAGCCUUACACAAGACAAUGAGUUUUUCAAGUUCCUAUCGUCAAAAAAUGCAGAUGCAAAAAAUGGCUGGUUGGAAAAGUGUAGAAAACUGUUUUGCAAGACGCUGAAAACUAAACCUGAGUCUUUAAGUGGAGCUGUUUGUGGAGAACUGUUAGACAGAUAUGUACUGCUACUUUCAGAAGUUCCAUCUAAUCGUGUCUUCAUCUGCUCUGAAUUCAAAGAUGAAGAUGUGCAAAAUGAAACUCUACCUGCUGUUCAACAUCUAGGUGUCAAAAUGGUCAUAAGGUACGGUAAGCAUCUAAACCUUCUGAGUAACUCCACUGAGCAAGAUCUCAUUGAACUCCUAAAGAAAUGUGAGAAAUUUCUCAGACAACAAAGGGCUCUCCCCAAUACCACACUACGGUAUUUAAAAGGAAGCUAUUCUGGUCAUGACUGGUUUGCGUCUUCUGUAUUCCUGAUAAUGUCAGGAGACAGUGAGAAAGCAUUAGCAUUUCUCCUGAAAUUUUUCAGUCUCCUUCCCUCAGCAUAUCUUUGGCUGCCACGUCUUCACAUUUCUAGACAUCUUCCUGCUGAAAUUGCAGAGUCUGGAAUCCAUCCAAUAUAUUUUUGUACUGCUCACUACAUUGAGAUGCUGAUGAAGAUAGAGGUGCCACUUGUCUUCUCAGCAUUCCGUAUGUCUGGAUUUACACCCUCCCAGAUCUGUCAGCACUGGCUCAGUCAGUGUUUCUGGAAUUACUUAGAUUGGCCGGACAUAUGCCAUUACAUUGCGGUAUGCAUCCUUCUUGGAACAGACUAUCAAGUGUACAUGUGCAUAGCCAUUUUCAAACACUUACAGCAAGAAAUUCUUCAACACACACAAACACAGGACCUCCAAGUUUAUUUGAAAGAAGAAUCCAUCCAAGGAUUUCAUGUCGCUGAUUAUUUGGAAUACAUGGAGACACUGGAACAGAAACACAGACCAAUGGUUCUACAGGAAAUGAAGAACUUUACUCUUAAAGUAAAAUAGAAAAUGAGACAAUACUUUUUCAGUUCAUCCAUUGGCAAAAAAACUUAAUUAAUGAAUAUGUUAAGGGGUUUUGUUUUAAAAUAGCUAAUGUAACAUUCCCUUUAGACCGAUCACAUUUCGAGAGCAGAUAAUAUAUUUUUAUUAAAUAUGUAUUCGUUUUGAUUUAGCUAUUUGCUGGUUUAUGGUCAAUAAACAUGUUGGGUAGGGUUAGGUUGUACAAUCCCCAGCUUCCCUAGAAAUGCCAGACCACACAGUGAAUAAGACUUUUGUCAGAUGUAAGUACCCUACAUUUAGAAUUAGGAUCGAGUAAAAAGCUUUUACUGUACAGCUGCUGUUUUAUCAUCACUGUAAUAAAAGAAUCAGUAAAAUCUAAAACAAA